AUGGCCCCUAAACAUUGUAUCAGGAUAUCCAUGAUCCAUGAUUUUUCCAUCUGCUUCAGCAUUGCGAACGCCAUGGACAAUACCACCACAUGUAAAAUAUGUUUCCAUCUCAACGUCAGUCUGCGAGAGGUUGAUUCUGAACUGGUCAAGGCCACAGCCAUCACCGGAUGCGCAGGGUGUGGCUUGCUUUUGUCUAUGACUUCACACUUCUUCCAGGAGCAGGUACUCGCUUUGGAUUUACUGGUGGAUUGUCCAGCAUCACUUGAACCUCGAGGCCCUCUGCAGAUCCAUGUCAAAAUUGCCAACAACAGCGUUCACGUCCUGGAGCUGUUUCGACACUCAAGCACCCGCGACAGGAUUUGCAAGCGGGUGGAAGAGCAAGGAAUAGGAAUGGGUAUUGGCUGGGCUAGACGGCUCGCCAACCAUUCAGACUCUCCAGAAUGUUGGUAUCUAGCCAAGGAAUGGUUGAAUGAAUGCCGAAAACACCACUCUGAGUGCUCUGGGCCUGCCAACCCCCAGCUUCCUACCAGAGUUAUCUCUGCCCAUCAUCAUUGUUGGGGAUGGUCUAUGCCGACCAAAGUCAAGCUGACAGCAAAAACCUUUUCCAUCUGGAAAGACGGAUUUCUGCUGCACGAUCUUCCUCAGACUUUCCGGGACGCAGUGAGGAUAACAAGAGCCCUUGGUAUACCAUAUCUCUGGAUCGACACGCUCUGCAUCAUGCAGGACAGUCAAGAGGAUUGGGCAAAAGAGUCAUCGAGGAUGGCUAGUAUUUACACCAAUGCAAUCCCGACCAUUGGCGCUGACCAGUUCUCGGAUUGCCAUGGUGGUAUCUUUGGGGAGAGGAUGGAUCGGGACACGGAGGCACUGGCCGUCCAGUUGCCACUGACGACACAGUGCUCCUCGGACUGUCAGUGUUGUACAAUAUAUGCAAGGAGACAUCGAAGCAGGAGCUAUCCAUUUCUCAGCCACGCCGCGGACUCGGAUAUCGAAUCUACCCGCGAGGUUCCCGUCACCAGAUCGCUCACAUCCGGAUUACAUUCGCGUGGAUGGACCAUGCAGGAAAGGCUGCUUUCCAAACGCAUGCUGCACUUGACUCCGUUUGAAAUGGCCUGGGAAUGUACCAAAGAGGUGUCUUGCGAGUGCCGACUCUGGGGUAGCGUCCCCAAGCAGUUCCUGGUCUUUCGCAGGGCAUUUGUCUACCCCAUCAAUAAGUGGACAGAGACCGAAUGCCAACACCAAGUCGAAACGGGACAUGACAACAUGUUGACACAGAUACACGGUCCGCUCGUCCAGGAAGCUCGGGGUAACAUGUCCAGUAUUGUUCACUUACACUGGCAGCUUGUUGUUCUUGAAUUCUCGGCCAGGUGUUUGACCGUUGAGACAGACCGGCUCACAGCACUCGCCGGAAUUGCCGACCGUCUCUGCCGUGUUACUUCGCAGCAAUACUAUUACGGAAUCCUCUCUGAUCAUGCGGUUCGAGGACUGCUUUGGAGACACAAACCAAAUCCAAAACGCAAGCAAGCAAGCCACCGUUUGCCAGUGGGCUCAGCUCCAUCAUGGUCUUUUGGGUCUGUUGCCGGGAAAGUCGGUUUGUACCGAACCCCGAGAGGUUUACGCUUCUCGUCUCUUCUGCAACGAUACACCAUAUUUCGAGACAGCUGGCGUCAGAGAACCCUUAUGGCUCAGGUAGGGGCGCAGUGGAUAUCACGGGAGUUUUGGUGA
Messenger RNA from Podospora anserina S mat+, 1722 nucleotides. RefSeq lists its product as uncharacterized. The record is from RefSeq and is a predicted model, not a curated record. NCBI's taxonomy places the organism in Eukaryota, Fungi, Ascomycota, Sordariomycetes, Sordariales, Podosporaceae. The transcript has 2 exons. The coding region runs from base 1 to 1722 and encodes 573 amino acids.